This is a messenger RNA of Striga asiatica, 378 nucleotides long. NCBI's taxonomy places the organism in Eukaryota, Viridiplantae, Streptophyta, Magnoliopsida, Lamiales, Orobanchaceae. The record is from the annotation of a GenBank genome assembly.
AUGAUGAAGUCCAGUGCAACGUCGAGAGGCGACCCAGCGAAGGGCCGGACGCAGGACAAGCUCCUGGCCCUCCUGACCGUACCCAGUUUGCGCACCGUUGAGGACCUCGAUCGAAAAUCGGCGACUAAUUCAGAUCUUACGGCGUGGGGAUCAGGGACGAGCAACCUCGCCAUUGGGAAGGCUUCAAUCACGAGGGCGAUUGAGAAUUUACUCCGUCUAGGGCUGACGAGACCGACAAUUGGUUGCACAUGUAGUUUUAGUUCUGCUAUAGCUAAUGAAGAUGUUUUGUCGAAUUUCCCAUUGCUCACCGCCGCCGCUGCCACCAAGACGGAGAAGAAGCCGCAGACCUUUCCCCUCUACGAAUUUGUCAAACCAUAG